This is a messenger RNA of Melanotaenia boesemani (Boeseman's rainbowfish), 6045 nucleotides long. Its product is annotated as sodium bicarbonate cotransporter 3-like. The transcript is spliced from 26 exons. Gene Ontology annotation, biological process: transmembrane transport; monoatomic anion transport; bicarbonate transport. Lineage: Eukaryota; Metazoa; Chordata; Actinopteri; Atheriniformes; Melanotaeniidae. Gene Ontology annotation, cellular component: plasma membrane; apical plasma membrane; basolateral plasma membrane. Gene Ontology annotation, molecular function: monoatomic anion transmembrane transporter activity; solute:inorganic anion antiporter activity; sodium:bicarbonate symporter activity. The coding region runs from base 109 to 3906 and encodes 1265 amino acids. The record is from RefSeq and is a predicted model, not a curated record.
GAAGCAGAGCCAGCCUUUACAGAACUGUCACUACGGGCCCGGCAUUUGCUGGUUUUCUCCUUGGCAUCAGAACACUUAACGGUGGAUUGAAAACUGUCUACAAGUGAAAUGGACGGAUCAUCGGAACAAAUGAAGCCCCUUUUGAGAACAGGUUUGGAUGAGGAGGCAAUAGUUGACCAUGGAAAGACCAGCUUCACCACUCUCUCAAACUAUGAGAGAGAUGAGUUGGAAAGCCACAGAGCAGUGUACGUAGGUGUCCAUGUUCCUAUCGGAAAGGAAAGCAAACGGAGGCAUCGCCACAGAGGACACAAACAUCACCGAAAGAGGAAAGAAAAAGACACAGAGGAUGGAAAAGAUGAUGGCAGGGAAUCCCCCACUUAUGACACACCAUCCCAAAGGGUACAGUUCAUCUUGGGAACAGAGGACGAUGACCUCGAGCACAUCCCCCAUGACCUCUUCACUGAGAUGGAUGAGCUCUCCUUCAGAGAUGGAAGUGCCACUGAGUGGAGAGAGACAGCCAGAUGGUUGAAAUUUGAAGAGGAUGUGGAAGAUGGCGGAGAAAGGUGGAGUAAGCCGUAUGUGGCCACAUUGUCACUUCACAGCUUAUUUGAACUGCGUAGCUGCAUACUUAAUGGCACAGUCAUGCUGGAUAUGAGGGCCAACAGUAUUGAGGAAAUUGCAGACAUGGUGAUAGACAACAUGGUGGCAUCAGGUCAGCUGAAGGAGGAUCUGCGUGACAAGGUGCGGGAAGCGAUGCUGAAGAAACACCACCAUCAGAAUGAGAGAAAGCUCAGCAAUCGCAUCCCUCUGGUGCGCUCCAUUGCUGACAUAGGCAAGAAACAUUCUGACCCACUCUUGCUUGAAAGAAACGGAGAGGGCCUCUCCUCUUCACGUCUCUCUCUCCACAAGCCAGGGUCAGCCUCCUCUGUCUCCAACCUGUCGCAGAGACGGGAGUCAAGAGUCUCCAUCCUGCUCAACCAUCUCCUGCCCUCCUCUUCCUACAACAGUGGGCUGUCCCCAGGCCACUCUCCCCUCAGCACUCCUCAAAAUACCCCUUCAUCUUUUCGUCGUUCCACUCAGAGCCCUUCACAAACCCUUGGCGCAGGUCUCGGCCCCCAAGGCAUCCCAGAGGUGGUGGUAUCUCCUCCUGAGGAUGAUGGCGCGCCAAACUCUACAGAAGAGGAAACAGUAUCACCACAGCUCGGCCGGCGAGCAUCCUCGGCAUCCCAGAACAUUGAGCUGCUGUCGUUAGAAGGACCACUGGUGCCUCAGACAUCUGUCCCAAACAACCUGGAUGGCAACAAGGCAAUGGAGAGGAGGCCAUCUAAAGUAGGGGUCAGUAGAGAAAGCAGCAGUGUGGACUUCAGCAAGGUGGACAUGAAUUUCAUGAAAAAGAUUCCUCCAGAUGCUGAGGCUUCUAAUAUUCUGGUGGGAGAGGUAGACUUCCUGGAAAAGCCCAUAAUAGCAUUUAUUCGAUUGUCACCGGCUGUCCUAAUCACAGGCCUCACUGAGGUACCUGUGCCCACAAGGUUUCUUUUCCUCCUUCUGGGUCCUCAUGGGAAAGGACCACAGUACCAUGAAAUUGGCAGAUCCAUGGCAACACUAAUGACAGAUGAAAUUUUCCAUGACGUGGCAUACAAGGCCAAAGACAGAACUGAUCUGCUCUCUGGGAUUGAUGAGUUCCUUGAUCAGGUGACUGUGCUUCCCCCUGGAGAAUGGGACCCCACAAUCCGGAUUGAGCCCCCGAAGCAUGUCCCAUCUCAGUCAAAGAGGAAGAAACCACCCCAGCCGAAUGGCACUGCCUCUCCAGCUGGGGAGCUGGAAAAAGACGGGGACAACCAUGUGGGACCUGAACUUCAGAGAACUGGGAGGAUUUUUGGAGGUUUGAUCCUGGAUGUUAAGCGGAAAGCACCGUUCUACUGGAGCGACAUUAAGGACUCACUCAGUCUGCAGUGUCUAGCCUCUAUCCUUUUCCUCUACUGCGCUUGUAUGUCCCCUGUCAUCACAUUUGGAGGUCUGCUUGGAGAGGCAACGAAAGGCAACAUAAGUGCAAUAGAGUCUCUGUUUGGAGCAUCAUUGACAGGAGUGGCAUUCUCCCUCUUCGCAGGCCAGCCCCUCACUAUUCUUGGCAGCACAGGGCCUGUUUUAGUGUUUGAGAAGAUCCUUUUUAAGUUCUGCAAUGACUAUAGUUUGUCCUACCUGUCACUGCGAACCAGCAUUGGUUUGUGGACAGCCUUCCUGUGUCUAGUUCUGGUGGCCACAGAUGCUAGUUCCCUAGUAUGUUACAUCACCCGCUUCACAGAGGAGGCCUUCGCGGCACUCAUCUGCAUCAUCUUUAUCUAUGAGGCUCUAGAAAAGCUCUUUCACCUUGGAGAAUUCUACCCAGUCAAUACGCACAACAAUUUGGACAAUCUAACUCUCUAUUCGUGUCACUGCUCUCGACCAACCAAUGCAUCAGAUGUGCCUGCACAGCUUUUGAACCAGACAGAGUACAACAGCUCGGACUCCAUCCCAUGGAGCAGUCUCAAUGUUUCGAUGUGUAAACUGCUCCAUGGGGAAUUUGUGGGGCCAGCUUGUGGUCAUCAUGGGCCUUAUAUCCCAGAUGUUCUCUUUUGGUCUAUUAUCCUUUUCUUCACCACUUUCUUUUUGUCCUCAUUCCUCAAGCAGUUUAAGACGGACAGAUACUUCCCCACCAAGGUACGUUCCACUAUCAGUGAUUUUGCUGUAUUUAUAACCAUCAUGAUCAUGGUACUGGUGGACUAUCUGAUGGGGAUCCCUUCUCCUAAACUGAAUGUCCCAGACCGCUUUGAGCCAACUUCAAAGAACAGAGGCUGGCUGAUGGACCCUUUAGGAGAAAAUCCCUGGUGGACGUUGCUGGUGGCAGCACUUCCUGCGUUGCUCUGUACCAUCCUCAUCUUUAUGGACCAGCAAAUUACUGCAGUCAUCAUCAACCGCAAAGAGCACAAGCUUCAGAAAGGCUGUGGCUAUCACCUGGAUUUGCUGGUAGUGGCAUUAAUGCUGGGUGUGUGCUCCAUGAUGGGCUUGCCAUGGUUCGUGGCUGCAACCGUCCUGUCUAUUUCCCACGUUAACAGCCUGAAGGUGGAGUCUGGCUGCUCUGCACCAGGAGAGCAGCCCAAGUUUCUGGGCAUACGAGAACAGCGCGUUACUGGGUUUAUGAUAUUUGUCCUCAUGGGUUGCUCUGUUUUCAUGACAUCGGUGCUAAAGUUUAUUCCUAUGCCCGUUCUGUAUGGAGUAUUUCUCUACAUGGGCGCCUCUUCUCUCAAAGGCAUUCAAUUCUUUGACAGAAUCAAGCUGUUUGGCAUGCCUGCAAAGCAUCAGCCAGAUCUCAUCUAUCUGCGCUACGUACCACUCUGGAAGGUCCACAUCUUCACGCUGGUGCAGCUCACCUGCUUAGUACUGCUCUGGGUAAUCAAGGCCUCUGCAGCAGCUGUCGUAUUCCCCAUGAUGGUUCUGGCACUUGUUUUUAUCCGGAAGCUCCUAGACUUUUUCUUUACAAAAAGAGAGUUAAGCUGGCUGGAUGACCUCAUGCCAGAGAGCAAAAAGAAAAAAGAGGAUGACAAGAAGAAGAAAGUCCGUGAAAAGCUGGAGGAGGAGUCUAGAAUGCAGGAGGAAGAGGAGAUGGGACUUAAAGUCACCUUUGAAAGCUCAAACCUGCUCAACAUCCCAGUAAAAACACUCUCAGGGAGUUCUGAUUCUGACCCCUUGGUUGUAAAUAUCUCUGAUGAAAUGGCCAAAACCGCAGUGUGGAAAGCAGUGAACUCGAGUGCAGAUUCUUGUGUCCCACCUGUGAAUCGUAGUAGAAGCCAAGAAAAGGUGGCCUGUGUUAGAGUUGACAUCAGCCCAGACACCCCUGGGGAAGGCUCCGCUGCAGAGACCUUCCUGUGAUAAAGGAUGGCCAUCCUCCUCCCAUGAACCCUUAUAGCACUUACCCACGGAGACAGCGCCCAUCAGCACACUGAAUUUGAGCAGCACAAUCUCUCUGCAGUGCUAAUAUUCCCCUUUCAGGGAAACACAUGAAACUCCCACAAGGCUGAGUCCAGCUCCACUCAAGUCUUUUAACUUCUACAUGUUCAGCACACGUACCAACAGCUGCCAAGAUGCACUAUGUUACAUGCAUCUCUAAUGAAUAAAGGAAUUCUGCUGUUACUGCCCACUGACAUUCACUGUUUUAGGAAUUCUCUCAAUCCAUCAGUUACUCAUUUCUAUUCAAACCACAGAUGCCAAAGGAUGGGCCUCACUGGUGAGGAUCUCAGACUGUGUGAACCCAUUGUGGUUUUUUUACAUUUCUGUUUUAGCUAGUGCUUUUUUUUCUCAUCCAUGAGUUGGCCCACAUUGUUUGUUUUUGACCUUUUAUCAUACUAUACCAGCUUAAGACUAAUUCAACAAAAGCCAUUUUAGUACUGUCGGUGUCAGAUGAUUUCUCUCUAAUGCUGGUCUGGCACAGUUAAUAACACAAACCCAAUCAAAGGUACAUUCAGACCACUAUUACUGUACUACACUACUACUUCAUACAUCUUAGGCAGAUUAGGACAUUAGCUUCAGGGGAACACUUGGUUUUAAUAACGCUGCUUUAAAGGUGGUCUGGUUUUUUUUCACUGCACAGCUCACAGUUCAUUCAUAGUGUAUGUGAACUUGAAGUAUUUUAUGUGUGUAAGUGUACUGUGUUAUUUUUAUUUGUACUAUAAUAGAAAACCUACUUCAGAGGCCAUAUAAAGUCUGUACUGUAUAGUAACGUAAGCACUUUUGCCAGUAACAUUUAUGACCUAAAACAGAUUAUAUUGUGUUAAUAAGAAGAUGACUCCUCCCCUCACACAAUCUUUUUUUAGAGAUGUUAGAAUACAACCCAGGAUCUUGAAUGAUUUCUGACUGUGGUAACUUGAUUUUAUUGCUUGUGGUUGUUUCUUGUCACGAGGUAUAAACACCAGUCUGCUGUAUUCCGUUCCCUGCUGACAUUACAACCAUUUUAUUAGAACUAAAAAAGUUUCUGGCCCCGAUUAGUUGCACCUGUUUUUAUACUGCCUGUAUCAUUGUUAAUAUCAGUAUGUGGUUUAAAGAUAAUGUGGUAUGUCUAGAGUUACAAAUUUAUGCAAAAUAUUUUUACUGUAUAUGUAAAAACUAUCAUAUUCUAGGAAUUAGUUUUAUUUUGCUAAGUAUAGUCAUGUUUCAGCAAUAAGUAUUCCAUACGGUCCAAUGUUUGGACUCCUGAACUCUGCAAAGAAUAAUUUGACAUGAAUUUUGUCUGUUUCAUCGGCUGUGUCUGUGUGUAGCGACUCUAUGGACAGUAGCUUAUGUGCCUUGUUGAAGCUCUUUAUGUGCACGUGUUGUACUACUGAUUUUUAAAAAUGUUCAGAACCGAUGUACAAGUACACAGGGUGGUGACCCAAUGCCAAAGACAGGCCAUCCAAUACACACAGCUCUGCUGCAUAGGCUUACGUCUUUCGUAGUGUUGUUCCACGUCUGUGUAAAGUUCGUAACCUGAGCCACCGACUCAAAAAGAUGUUCAACUCAUCUUCCAUUCACAGGUGUAUCUAAAUACUGUUUGUCGGUGUGUGUUCUGCUGUCACAGCGCUAGUAUUUGCUCACAACAUAAAAACCCUGUUAUUGAUAUCAAGGUACCGUUUCUUGUUUGAAUAAUUAGUGUAUGUCAAAUUAUUGUGCUGUCAACAUCAAAAAUGAACAAGCACCUAUAUUUAUUUAUUUGGUAAAAAUAUAUAUAUAUACAGUUGUUGUUUCUCUUCACCUAUGGUUAAUAUUGACCAAAGUGGACAGUAACCAGUGCUUACAUUUUAGACUCAUGGUUUAUGCUGACUAAUAAAGACCCUAUUUUCACAUUAUGUACGGAAAUUUUACAAAGUGUAAAUUUAAUGGAACAAAAGUACCUACAAUUAAAAUAAGCUGUAGCCUCCAAGGCUGCUGGGUUUGUACUGAUGUACAGACCACCAGUGAAGCACUUAGCAUCCUGUUGCUUGAUGACUCUUCUGUCAUGGUUGAUUGUUGCAAAGCAAUAAAAUGAAUUCAUGGUGA